AUGGGGGCCUCGGAGUCGAAGCUUGUCUUCAAACAAGGCAUCUUCCGCCUGUCGGAGGAGAAGGAGAUCCCCGCAGAUGACCCCUACUGGACACGAUUCUGGGAACUUCCCGAAUCUACAGAAGACGUCUUCAGCUUGUUUACGCCGGCUGACAUCCGCCGCACGCGCGAUCAUGCCUUAUCCAACUUCGAAACACUAUUAUUAUCAGUCUCAUCUAGACUGAUAGUCCUCAAGAACCAUCCCUCGUUUCCGGACCCAGACCUUGCACCCGAGCGCGAUGUGCUCAACUGUGUCCGAAUCCUCACUCGGCUGCUCCCCUUUGUCUACGAAGCCGAACACCUGGAGGACUGGGAAGAGAAGUUCUUCUGGGCGCGUCGCAAGAAGAAGACUAGACAGGCACAGAUUGCUGGGGAAGUUCUGUUCGAUGAAGCACAGUCGGACCCGCGGGAUGGGCAGUCCCCGCGCGCCGAAGAAUAUGAGGAUGUGAAGCCUCUUGCGGAGGAGCUGAUCGAUACACUGCUUGACCUUCUCUUCUUUGCCGACUUUACUAUCCCGGUUCUCCCGACUGCGAAGAGCAAGAUUUCAUACUCGAUCUGGCAGAGCGGUGUUGGUUGUAACACUGCAAUGGGAUCCAGCAAGACCCUGGAGCAUAACCGGUGUGAGGUUCUACGACUACUAUUGACGAUGACGGGCAAGGCAAUGUACCUUCCAUCGAACACACUCCCUGUACAAGGUGUCAAGGCAAUCACCUAUAUCACCACUUGCCAAGAUAAGCAAUCUGUGCUGACGCUAUUGUGUUCUCUUCUGAACACGGCCAUGAAAUAUAACCCUGCAGCAUGGCGCGUCCCCUACGACCAUGUCGUAUGGAAAGAUCCCAAGCAAAUCCUGGUGAUUUACUGCUUGCAGCUCCUCCUUGUUCUGCUCCUGUAUCCUAUUCCAGAGGAUGGGCGCGGGGCGCCACCAAAGAAUUACUAUCGGCAUUACUUCGGAAGGUUGCACAGACCCCAGGACUUCCAAUUCCUUGUGGAUGGUAUGACGAGGAUUCUGAACCAGCCUAUGCAAGUCACGACUUCAUAUCUCCCCGGAAGCCAGAGAUCCGUGAAAUGGGCCCCAGAGAUGUUGAUCCUGUUCUGGGAGACCCUUCAAUGCAACAAGCGGUUCCGAUCAUUCAUCAUCGACUCCAAUCGCUCACAUGACUUUUUGAUUCUGUGCAUCUUCUAUGCUAUGGAAUACAGGACCGAGCCAUCUAAACAAGGAAUCGUGCGACUCUGCAUCUUCAUUCUUCAGACGAUGAGUGCCGAGCCGAAUUUCGGAAAGAGCCUGAAUAUGAAGUUUGAGGCACAGGAAACUCUGCCGCAGUCAAUCCGGCUUCUCAAAUUCCGUGGCAGUUAUGCCGACUAUCUCAUCAUGUCAAUUCAAACCCUCAUGACUACUAGCAAAGGAAACCUGGAUACAGUCUACCCUGCGCUCCUCAUUAUCCUCACCAAUGUUGCCCCUCAUAUCAAACAUAUCUCCCCGAGCGCCUGUUCCAAGGUCAUUCAACUUUUCUCCUCAAUGUCGGCGCCGAGCUUCCUACUGGCCAAUGAGACAAACCACACUCUUCUCGCAUCCUUGCUCGAUGUCAUCAAUGCGGUCCUUGAGCAUGGCUUCACAGAAAAUCCAUACCUUGUCUACGCAGUCCUGAAAUACAAGGAUCGAUUCGAAGCCGUCCGAGCAUUCACCCUCGAAAGUGGGCAGCAGGAAAUCGAGCGCCAAAGAGAGAAGCGCAAAGCUGGAGAUGCUCCUGGUGACUUUAUUGCCAGUCCCACGCUUUCUCACUCCGAGGAAGAUCUUCAUGCUCCCUCUGGCACCAGAUCACCUCUGACACGCAUCCCCGAAGAGAAUAGCGCGUUUGCUAUUGGAGAUGACGAUUCUGAUGAUGAGGCGGAAGAAGGAGGUCAACGUACACCCUCUCAGUCUUCGCCGUCCGCUCAGACAUCACGCAGACCCUCGUUUGCGUCGACAGUUGACGAUACUUUCUCUCAGAUCAGGGGCAUCUCCGAGAAGGCACGCGGUAAACUACCAGCCGGGCGGCCGUCUUUCUCGCGACAGAACAGCAUGACCAGCCAGACCAGUAUGUCUGCUUUGUUCUCCGCAACAUCUUGUGGUUUCACACCGACCGUGGCUUGGCUUGAGUCGUGGUUGCCGGAGCUCCCUCUACAUACUAUUUUAACUCUCAUCUCCGCUAUUGCGCCUCACAUCCCCGACGCAGCACUUCAAGCUACAUCUAGCCCAGAGGCCCGUACCCUGAUCCACAAUCUGCCAUCCUUCGCCGAGGAGCCCCAAGUCACCAGCAUCAUUGCGGAGCCUACGCCUGUACGUGCACAAUCUUUCGAGUGGUCAGCCCUAUCCAUGGGCUGGUACGAAUCGCUCCUCUGGAGCUUCAUCUUCUCCAGCGAAAUGGUCGUUGGUUCUGCCGCGGGCGCUACCCCGGGCACUGUUGGUGUAUGGAAUGGUACUGCUAUUCGACUCUUCCGAGUUCAAGAAGCGGCCGCUCAAGGCCCUACCUUGCUUGCCCCGAAGGGCGCCGUAGAUGCUGUUGGCAGCAACUUGGUCCAACGCAUUGGAAAUCUCAGUCUCCGGGGCCGCAACUCAGUGUCCCAGGAGUCUCCGAGUGGUGCUUCUCCAAGCGUAAGGGAAGUUUGA
Penicillium subrubescens is the source of this 2685-nucleotide messenger RNA. Its product is annotated as Hid1 family protein. The record is from RefSeq and is a predicted model, not a curated record. Bases 1 to 2685 code for a protein of 894 amino acids. Gene Ontology annotation, cellular component: membrane; Golgi medial cisterna; Golgi trans cisterna. The transcript is spliced from 8 exons. Lineage: Eukaryota; Fungi; Ascomycota; Eurotiomycetes; Eurotiales; Aspergillaceae.